AAAGGGGAAACAUGAAUAAAAUUUUCAAAUUUGUUAAUGUUGAGGUCGCCUCUAUUUUCCUUUUUUUUGUUGCAAGUGUUGUGAGCUAUGGAUCGCCUUAUCCUUGUCUUGCAGACAAUGAUUGUUCUCCUUCAUUGUGCUCCUCUCCUACUAUGAAAAUUAUUUGUAGUGAUACUAAUUGCAUUUGCAUUUAAAAUUUAUACUUAAGUUUCAAAUUAAUUAUAUGUUACUGUAUAAUUUUAUUCAUGCAUCAAAAUGUUGUCACUCUUGUGAUUAAUUUCAUAUUUUGAUUAUUAUUUUUUCAAUCUUUUAAUUUUCUUAUCAGGAUCUAAAGCAUAUUAAUUUCACAUUUUUUUAAUAUUGGAUAAAAAUAAAUCCCAAAUAUUUACAAUCCAUCAGCUGGCCUCUCUAACUAAAAAUAAUUAUAUUGUACUUCAUAGAUUUUUAAAUACUUUAAUGAUGAUGUGGUUUGUCAAAAAAAAAAAAAACUUUGAUGUGGAAGUCAAAUACAAAGGUUAUAACUAAUUUAAUAAUUAUAAUCAUACUCACCAUGUUGGAAUUAAUUUAAGGAAAAUGUUUGAACAAAAAAAAAUAUUUAAGGAAAAUGUAAAAUAGUGUCUGGACACUUAUUAAGCUUUUUUAUUUAUUUUUAUAUUUUACUAUUAAUAUUUGGCCUAUUGGACUGCCUAAUCUGGUUCGGAUGUUAGUUUUUGCAUUAAGUAGUUUCAGCCCCCUCCCGAUCGCAGUUGCGAAAGAUCGAACCAUGGUUCUCCCUAUCAAGUGUCAAUCACCAUUGGACCAACUAACGAUCGGUUGGCACUUGUUAAGCUUUUUUUUUUCUUUCACCACCAAUUUAAUCUGGUUCGGGGGUCAGUUCUGGCAUCAAGGUUCAAAUGGUUUCAGCCCCCUCCCGAUCGCAGUUGCGGGGGAUUGAACCGUGGUCCUCCCUACCAAGUUCAACAUCAAUCACCACAAAACCAACUAACGAUUGGUUCGACGCAUGUUAAGCUUAUUAAUAAGGAAAUUUUAUCUUGAAAUUUGUGCAUUUAAUACCUUAAAAGUGUAAAAUAUUAUAUUUCUAACAUUAACUUUACUUUUUGUUUCUUUUUUUGAUAUGUUCAACAAGUGCUCCAAAAAUAUUGUUUAGCUCCGAAAAUACUGUUUAGCAAUUUAUACGAAUUUGAUCAAAUGAAUGUUGUUUCAACAAAUAAAAAAUAAAUAAAUAAAUUGAAAUGCGAAAAGUCUUGCGAGAUUAAUUGCUAUACAUCAACGGUGUAAAACUUUUUAACACAUACAUCCAAUCAAAUCACACCAUAUUGCCACUUUUAUAAGUUAGUUCCUAAAAUUUCUCAACAAAAAUCUACUUUGCGUAAUUUGAUAGGAUGACAUGUGUAAAUAAAUUUACAUUUCAAUGUAUAUAAAUUAAAUCCAAAAUCUUGUACCAAAAAAAAAAAAAUUAAAUCCAAAAUCUUGCUCAAUAUAUAAACAAACUUUCAGUUUCUCGGUUGAUUUAAUUUCUAAAGUACCUAAUAAUAUAGUUUUUUUUAGGCUUAAUUGCAUAUUUGGUCCUUACGAUUAUUUUAAAUUUUAAUUUGGUCCCUUACUUUUAAAAAGUUUCAAGUUGGUCUUUUUUGUCAAAUUUCUAUUGAAAUGGUCCACGUGACUAAUAGAUUUGCCUACUCGGACAAGUUAGGAGGAUACUACAUGAAAGUUUUAGACGAAAUUAAUUCAAAAUUUAUAAUAUAAGUUAAAAAAAAAGUAACUCAAAAUUGAACAAAAAUGACAAACUUAAGUUGACAUCAAUAAUAUAAAUAACCAACUUGAAACUUUUUAAAUGUCAGAGACUAAAUUGAAACUUAAAAUAAACGUAAGGACUAAAUAUACAAUUGAGUUAUUUUUUUUAUAAUGAACUAAAUACAUUAAUAAUUCGUCCCAUAAGUCCUAGCUCAAUCGACAAAAAUGCCGAAAUUGUUAGGUCAGACGUCGUGAACCAGGUUCAAACCCAUGAUCUCACAAUUAUAUGAGUUUAAUUUCAGUGGAUUACAUUAAUAAUUCAAUAAUUCAAUUAUAAAAAAAAUAUAUCAGUAAUUCAAUAAAAUUAAAUUUUGAGAAAAUAAUUCAACAAAAUUAAAAAAUGAAAAUUUGUUUAGUUUAAUUAACAAAACCCUUCUGUCAAAAAAAUAAAAUAAAACCCUAACACAUAUACCCUCGAAACGUCUUCCUGCAAUUCUUUUGAUUUCGUUGUGUCCUCUUUCUUCUCUCCAUUCCCACCCGUGGAGUUAAUUUUAUCCAGAAAACACUUAAUUGAAAAAGCGCGUCUGAGAAUCGAAAAACGCACAACAAGAGAGAGUAAUAAAGAAUGGCAGGUACAGAGGAAGAAAGCGCAGUGAAAGAGCCUUUGGAUCUCAUAAGACUCAGCCUCGAAGAACGUAUAUACGUCAAACUCCGUUCUGAUAGAGAGCUUCGUGGAAAACUUCAUGCUUAUGAUCAGCAUCUUAAUAUGAUUCUCGGUGAUGUUGAAGAAAUUGUUACCACUGUUGAAAUUGAUGAUGAGACAUAUGAAGAAAUUGUUAGGACUACAAAGCGAACAGUUCCUUUCCUGUUUGUUCGGGGAGAUGGAGUGAUAUUGGUUUCCCCACCACUGAGGACUGCAUAACAUGGAGUGAAGUUGAACAAUGUAAUCAUUUUAAUGACAACUAUCACAAAAGUUGUAUAACUUCUUAACUAGUAGUAAUCUCAUUGCUAUAUGAUUAGACUAUCUCCAAUUGGCAUGUUUGCUAGUGUUUUCUGCUAAACAUUCAGUUUUUGUAUUCAAUUUAUAGCAUGAGAAUAUCUUAGUAUGCUCUUGAACAAGGCUUUUGGCUGCAGCUUGGAGCUGUAGUUAUUAUAUAUUAGUGUCUCCAUAAGAUUAAGCCAUGA
Trifolium pratense (red clover) is the source of this 2919-nucleotide messenger RNA. Its product is annotated as sm-like protein LSM3A. The transcript is spliced from 4 exons. Lineage: Eukaryota; Viridiplantae; Streptophyta; Magnoliopsida; Fabales; Fabaceae. Gene Ontology annotation, cellular component: catalytic step 2 spliceosome; P-body; precatalytic spliceosome. Gene Ontology annotation, biological process: mRNA splicing, via spliceosome; P-body assembly. The record is from RefSeq and is a predicted model, not a curated record. Gene Ontology annotation, molecular function: RNA binding. Bases 2360 to 2656 code for a protein of 98 amino acids.